AUGGACCGAUACACCGUUGGGGAAAAGAUUGGCGAAGGCUCUUUUGGGCAAGUAUACUUUGCCGUGAAGCAUUCGACCAACGAAAAGCGUGCGAUCAAGCGGCUGAAAGGUGCCUUUGCGUGGGAAAAGGUUGUGCCAAUGCGAGAAUUGCAGUCCUUGAUGCAGCUCACUCACCACGCCAACAUUGUUCAGCUACACGAAGUACAUCUCGUCAGGGGCGUCGUUCAUUUCGUCUUUGAGUAUGUGCCGAACGGCUCCCUGCACGAUCUUAUGAUGCUCCGGGCGAAAGCCGAGCAGGGUCCACUUGAAGAGAUUGACGUUCGCGCAAUAGUCCAACAAGUAUUGCAAGGCUUGGAGCAUUUGCAUCGUCAUGGUCUUAUGCACCGAGACAUCAAACCCGAAAAUCUUUUGUUGGCCGGAACAGUCGUCAAAGUCGCCGACUUUUCGAUGGCUCGUGGUGUAGAGAAUAUGUCCCCCUUGACUUCGUACGUGUCGACCCGGUGGUACCGGGCUCCCGAGGUCCUCCUUGCAUCUCCAGAUUACGAUCAAGCGGUUGACAUCUUCGCCACGGGAUGUAUCCUGGCCGAACUCCUCUCUUUGGAACCCCUCUUUCCAGGCCGCUCGGAAAUUGAUCAAUUGCAACUAAUCUUUGCCCUAAUGGGGCAACCAACGUCACGGACGUGGAAAGAAGGCUUUCGGCUAUUGCAGCGAUUGGGAGUGAUCGUAGACGGUGCAUCCACUGCCAAGGCCUCUAUAUCUCCUCGGCAAGGAUUGGUGCAGCAUCUUCCUUCGGUAUCGGCUGCUGCUGUGGACUUCACCUUCGCAGUCAUAACUUUGAAUCCGAGGGACAGGCUUACGGCGUCUGAAGCGUUGAGGCAUCCCUUCUUAAAACCCUUACUACGGCAACCGAUUCUCGUCAAUACGACCACAAGCACUCCAGCAAGGAGCAAAGCAUCAUCUGGGCCCACUGCUGUCACAAUUACCCCUUUCCAACGUCCAUCGAUGACUGACGUGGAUACCCCUGAACGCCUUACACACACUGCACUCCCCGUAGGUUCCGCAAAAAGACGCAAGCCAACCGAUGCUUCCGAGAUGUACAUCUCGAGUGCUUUCGAAGUCCAGUGGAGAAAAUCAACCCAUACCAUCGCACGGCUACCUGAGACCUGACAGGACUAUUACAGCCUUUUAGUAGAAUAGCCAGCAAAUAAAGUGUAGAAUUUACAUGUUUCAGUACUGCAGGAUCUUUACAGAGCAAAUAUCAUUUCAUCACGUUUCUGUGUACUGAUGAAAUAAUUCAUGCUUUGACAGCGCAAAAACACUUCGAGGACAAGAUCAAAAUCGUCCAUAGACAACGCGAGUUCGUUGGAUUUACCAGUCUUGUGAAAAAGGGGCUCGAGGACGGUCGAUUCGCGUAGCGCUUUAAUGCGAAAGAACCGAUCUUCAUCGAAUAGCACCGUAGGUUCAUGGGCUUCUUCGUCUUCCCCAGGUUCUUCAACCCAGUAACAACAUCCUGGUAAACCAGCAAGGAGCUCCACUACAAAAGUGUGACACACUUUACAUAAAGCAUCAAAGGGUGAUUGGUCCGACAGUUUGCUAUUUUCUGAAAGAUCCAUCAAUACAGCGUCGCAGGACCAAGUUUGUGGGUCUAUAGUAGUACCGAAUAUUCCACCCAAUGACUGCGCCAAAAAUAGUACCUGUGAUCGCAAAACUCGACUCGUGUCGGCACUAUUGGGGAUGCCACGGCCAAGUUCGCUGUUGUGGGCAAACGAAGGAGCAAGAAUAACACGCCCA
This is a messenger RNA of Phaeodactylum tricornutum CCAP 1055/1, 1791 nucleotides long. RefSeq lists its product with no specific name. The coding region runs from base 1 to 1167 and encodes 388 amino acids. Gene Ontology annotation, molecular function: protein serine/threonine kinase activity; ATP binding. The record is from RefSeq and is a predicted model, not a curated record. The transcript has 2 exons. NCBI's taxonomy places the organism in Eukaryota, Bacillariophyta, Bacillariophyceae, Surirellales, Neidiaceae. Gene Ontology annotation, biological process: protein phosphorylation; intracellular signal transduction. Gene Ontology annotation, cellular component: nucleus; cytoplasm.